AUCGCAGUGACUUAAUAUUCCGUGAUUCAAAUGCCGAUGUUCGAUUGCUAACUAUCGAUUAUCGACCUUGCGGCGUAUGAAUCGAUACGAUACUUUUCGAUAUUCAUAGAGCAGACGACAAAACCGCGUGCUAAGCAAAAACGACGCCGACCGGCAGAUUGUCGCGAGCUACGACGAAAGACUGUUGCGAACAGCAUAUAGGAACGCACGAAAAGCGUAACCAUUGUGUAACUUAAUUGUAUCUAAAUUCUCUAUCAGUUUAUGUUCAAUAAAUAGUUAUCUUGUUUGUUAAAAAAUAAUCGCAAUUAGUGUCUUGUUUACUAAGUGCCCUUUGUCUUCCACUACGGAAUAUUUUCGAGCCAUCGCAGAGAGCCAGCGUUACCGAUUCAUCAUGGAUUCACCCAACGACGACGCCAGCAGCUCAACCAGUCUGUCUGAGAUUCCGGUAACCCAGAUUUCUGCGAUCUCUGAAGGUGGAGGCCAGCUAGAGUUUGACCAGCAGCCUUCUGAUCUAAUCGCGAUAAACAAGGCAAAUUUCGAUUACAUCGUAAACUCGCGCCAAGAGUUUUUCAACCAGUUGAUUGAAGCAAAUCAAACACUCAAUAUACUUCGCGAGAGACUCGAUGCAACUGAAGCAACACCCCCCAUCAAUGGCAUCGCGGACAUGGCAGCACAUUACAAGAUGCUGUCAGAACUACUCCAAGAAAAGCAGAAUCUCGCGGAACAACUGGCGAAAUGCAAAGAGGAAGCCGACAAUUCCAAAUCCGAAGUCGCAAAACUGAAGAAGAAAGUCGAUUCUCACGCAGCCGACUAUUACUCACUACUGGACGACUAUAAUUACAUGGAGAAAUUAUAUUAUCGAACUCGCGAUCUCUUCAAACAUAAGAUCACCGAAGUCUUUAAAAUGCAGUCGGAGUUACGCGAAAUAAGAAUCCGACCAAGAGCACCAAAAGGAUGCCUAAAUUGCAGCGAACAAGGCCAUAGUUUCAAGGUAUGCCGAAAACCAUACAACCAACGCUUUUGCCAAAUCUGUCACAGCCCAGAUUUCAGCACCGAAGAAUGUCCCUGGCCGCAUGUAGCAGACGAGAAAUUUGAUGUUCCAGAACACCAGAGGUGUAAAGGUUGUAAACGUCCCAAAAACUUGCCUGACGUCUGUUGCGUUGAAUGCCGAAGAAGAGAAGUAGAGCGCAGGACUGCGAAGAGAGACCUAGAGAUGCUCGAAGCCACCAACCAAGCGAGCAACAUGCAAGUGACCUUCAAACCGCCACCUGCAAGAACUACCAACACAAUCGCGAAGCUGAUUUCUUCGACAAAAUCAAUGGAAAUUCCGACCAAGUUAUCACCUCGCGCGGAUCUUGUUUUACAAGCAGCAAUGCAAACCGAGAGACCAUUACACGAACCGACCAUCGAAAUUAAUAACGAUGUUCCCAAGCCAAAACCUCCCACAACGCGAAAACUCUCUGCUACGUUUCCACCUACACAGAUUGCAGCCAUGAAGGAAGUCCGAGAUCCCAACAAAGUUCUUUCACCUCUCGACUCCGACGACAAUAAUGCCGAGUUAUGGAAAACAUUAUCUCAAGCAUAUGAGUUAGGCAUUAACGAAGAAAAAGAAGAAGAAGAAGAGUAAAUUGCGAAAAAUUCGCGAAAACGAACUUUAACGGUGCUUAAAGACUCUAGUUUUUUUGUUCCAAAGACACUAAGUGCUAUGACUAAAAUAAGUGUUUACGUUUGAAAUAUCAAUUACUAUACUUAUAUUUUUCGUUAAAAAAGGUUUUUUUAUUUUUCACAUAGUAUCUUUAUAUAUUUUGCUAUUCUUCUGAACUUCUUUUGCGCUACAUGGAAUACACAUUCCAGAAAUAUUUUUGUACUCUUUAGCUAUAUUUGUCUUUAUGACUUUGAAAGAUAAAAAUAAAAACAUUAUACUUCGAUAAAUUAACAAUUUAUUCCCUCAAAAGAGAACGAAUGUUAACAAGUACUAAUCUUUCUUUUAUUUUCAGAAAUAAGUUAUUGUUCACUUAUCCAAUUGAAACUUAAUAAUUUCUAAUUUUCAUUUUUAAACAAAUUUUCGCUUUUCUUUAAGUAAAAUUUUAAUUUUUCAAUUCCAAUUUUUCUUAUUCGCAAUGGCCAAUUAAGAUGGACUAACAUUGCGAAAACAUUUUUGUAUGUUCUACUAAUCAUGUUCUUUCAGCGCUAAGUAUCGAAUACUGCAGUAACUCCGCCUAAGUGAGGGGGAAUGUAACGAACCGAAUUAAUUAUUUAAUCGCAGUGACUUAAUAUUCCGUGAUUCAAAUGCCGAUGUUCGAUUGCUAACUAUCGAUUAUCGACCUUGCGGCGUAUGAAUCGAUACGAUACUUUUCGAUAUUCAUAGAGCAGACGACAAAACCGCGUGCUAAGCAAAAACGACGCCGACCGGCAGAUUGUCGCGAGCUACGACGAAAGACUGUUGCGAACAGCAUAUAGGAACGCACGAAAAGCGUAACCAUUGUGUAACUUAAUUGUAUCUAAAUUCUCUAUCAGUUUAUGUUCAAUAAAUAGUUAUCUUGUUUGUUAAAAAAUAAUCGCAAUUAGUGUCUUGUUUACUAAGUGCCCUUUGUCUUCCACUACGGAAUAUUUUCGAGCCAUCGCAGAGAGCCAGCGUUACCGGUAAGUCCAUCUUUCCCACAUGGCCAUUGUCUUGCAGUACUUGCAAACAUUCUUUCUCUGCUCUCUGCCGUUGUAACUCCAC
Messenger RNA from Leptopilina heterotoma, 2725 nucleotides. RefSeq lists its product as uncharacterized. The record is from RefSeq and is a predicted model, not a curated record. The transcript has 2 exons. NCBI's taxonomy places the organism in Eukaryota, Metazoa, Arthropoda, Insecta, Hymenoptera, Figitidae. The coding region runs from base 392 to 1627 and encodes 411 amino acids. Gene Ontology annotation, molecular function: zinc ion binding; nucleic acid binding.